UUUGGUUGAAGGUUGGUUUUUAAGAAUCUAAGCUGACAUGAAUUAGGAAUUUUCCAGUACUAUGUUAUGAAACCCUAGCCGUCUUCUCCUAUUGUUUCCUCACUCUCAUCAAUACAACCGUUUCACCAAUUGUUCGAGAUCCAGUAAAUAAAAAAUCCAGCAGUUUACAUGGUAUCGGAGCAAGCAAAUUUCAUUAAUCAUGACUGGCGAAGAAACGCCUCCACCAACCCCACGAAAAAUUCAGCCAGAUUCACCUUUUUUUCUUGGCUCGCAAGACCGUCCCGGAGAUUUUAUAACACCAAACCGCCUUCGUAAUGACAAUUACAAUGACUGGUCUGUUGAUAUACAGACGGCACUUGAAGCACGCCGCAAGUUUGAGUUUCUUGACGGCACAAUCACCGGGCCAACACCCCCUUUCACUCAGUCCGACUGGACUACCAUCAACACAAUGCUUGUUUCGUGGAUCACAAACACCAUUCAUCCAGAGGUAAAAUCUAAUCUGUCUAAAUUUCGUGAUGCUAAACAAUUGUGGGAUCACCUUAAGCAACGUUUUGCCCAAACUAAUGGCCCAAGAAUACAACAAUUGAAAUCUUCUAUUGCCAAGUGUGAACAAACCAAGACAAUGUCAGUAUCUACCUACUAUGGAAAAUUACACACUUUGUGGGAAGAACUUGACAAUUAUGAGCCCAUUAUUUCUUGUUCAUGUUGUAAAUCAUGUACUGCUGGUAGUAUACACGAAGCUAGGCGAGAGCAAUCAAAGCUUCAUCAAUUUUUAAUGGGAUUAUAUUCUGAUUAUUAUGCUACUCUGUGCACUAACAUUCUUUCACAAGACCCAUUGCCUACUCUUGACCGUGCUUACCAACUGGUGACUCAAGAUGAGCAAGUUCGCAAAGCUAAGCAGGAGUCCGAAGAAAAGCCAAUCGAGGCUCUUGGCUUUCACGUCCGAAGAAGCCAACCAUCGGAGGCGAAGAGGAGGAUUUUAUUUCGAGUAGUGCUCAACUAUACGAAUAAGAAGCAUUCAGUUGAUAUUUCUGGUUGUUCUCACAGUGAGUUGCUGAGUUUGGAUAUAAACACUGGUGAACUAUCAAAAACUCCCUCUACAUUGUUAGACGAUGGUGGAAUUGGUUCUAUUUUAUCAAUCGGAUCAGUAAUUUAUAUUAUUGGCAAGCCACAAAGCGGAAUUGAUCCCUCAGAUUACUCCGACUAUAUCCCUGCCGAGAACGAGGUAGUUCAGAUUCACGAGGGUUUGUCUUAUUUUGAUUUGACCAAGACUGAUAUAGGUUGGAAGAAAGCCCCUCCUCUUUUUAACGAUGGUAUAUAUCCUUAUAAUUGUGUUACAAUUUGUGGUAAGAUUUAUGUUUUUAGAAGUUCUAAAUGGCCGUGUUUCGCCGAGGUUUUUGAUCCUAAGCUCAACACAUGGGAACCUUUGUCAAAACCACCAUCGUUUACUGGCAAAUAUGAACUUUGCCCUCCGAUCUUAACUGAUCAUGUCAAUGGUCGUAUCCUUAUUCAGUACGACCAAGCUGACGCUUCUUCAAUUUAUUCAUACACUCCAGCUGAUGCUAGUUGGGAGUGCCUUGUUGAUGAUUUUGAUGGGGACUGGUUUGGCCCCAUGGUUUUUGUUGAUGGGGUUAUCUAUUCUUAUGACCGUAAAUCCAGGCCUAUGAUCCAGGCCUAUGAUUUAGACCGGAAACAAGUGUUGAAUGUUGUCUUGACCCCAGAGUUGGAUGACUACUCAGUGUAUCAUUUUCAUGUUUUUCACGAUUUGGGUGAUGGCUUCAUGUGCCUCACUAGCUACUUCCACAAUCUUGCUGAUCCUCCAGAUGUUAAAUCUCAUACCGUUGUUGUUGCUGUCCAAUUCAAAGUCCAGCGCAACACAGGCAGUGGUCAGGUGUUUGUCACUCCAGUUUCUUUCCAGAGUACUCCUUUGGAUUCAUGCUACCUAAUUUUUGGCCAGCUUGCAGUCUAGCCUGUAUAGGAUCCAGGGAAGAAUGGUGUUUUGGCUAUACAAACAAUACGGAACAACCUAAUGGCGGCAACACUAUUAGCAACAA
Messenger RNA from Spinacia oleracea (spinach), 2054 nucleotides. RefSeq lists its product as uncharacterized. The record is from RefSeq and is a predicted model, not a curated record. Gene Ontology annotation, molecular function: protein binding. Bases 200 to 1969 code for a protein of 589 amino acids. The transcript has 3 exons. Lineage: Eukaryota; Viridiplantae; Streptophyta; Magnoliopsida; Caryophyllales; Amaranthaceae.